Messenger RNA from Yarrowia lipolytica CLIB122, 1134 nucleotides. RefSeq lists its product as uncharacterized. The record is from RefSeq and is a predicted model, not a curated record. Gene Ontology annotation, cellular component: cytoplasm. NCBI's taxonomy places the organism in Eukaryota, Fungi, Ascomycota, Dipodascomycetes, Dipodascales.
AUGUCUCGAAUUGGAUCUGUGACUCGGGUUGCCCGUGCUGCACGGGCUGCCACCACUGGUGUCGCUCGGAACCUCUCUUCGACCUCUUACCAGGCUGGCUUCAAGCCUCUUGUGGCCUCCAACGGCUUCAAUGGCGCUAUCGGCAACACUCCUCUGAUUCGAAUCAACCACCUGUCGGACGAGACUGGCUGCGAAGUCUACGGUAAGGCCGAAUUCAUGAACCCCGGUGGAUCCGUCAAGGACCGUGCUGCUCUCUACGUGGUUGAGGAUGCCGAGCGAAAGGGCCUGAUCAAGCCCGGAGGAACCGUGGUGGAGGGAACCGCAGGAAACACCGGUAUUGGUCUUGCCCACGUCUGCCGAGCCAAGGGCUACAAGUGUGUCAUCUACAUGCCCAACACCCAGUCCCAGGGUAAGAUUGACCUCCUCCGACUGCUGGGAGCCGAGGUUUACCCCGUCCCAGCUGUCGCCUUUGACAACCCGCAAAACUACAACCACUUGGCCAAGGCUCACGCUGAGAAGCUUGGAGCUGGAAAUGCCGUGUGGACUAACCAGUUCGACAAUGUUGCCAACCGACAGGCUCAUAUUGAGACCACUGGUCCCGAAAUCUGGGCCCAGACCGACGGCAAGAUCGACGCCUUCACUUGUUCUACCGGAACCGGAGGCUCGUUUGCUGGAACCAUGCGAUACCUGAAGGACGUUUCCCACGGCCGAGUCCAGUGCAUUCUUGCCGAUCCCCCUGGAUCCGUGCUCCAUUCUUACGUCCAAUCCGGAGGUAAGCUCACUGAGCGAGCUGGUUCUUCCAUCACUGAGGGUAUCGGUCAGGGCCGAGUCACUGAGAACUUGGCUCCCGAGAUUGCCGAGGUCGAUGGCUCUGUUCAAAUCCCUGAUCAGGCAACCAUUGAGAUGGUUUACAACCUGCUGGAUAAGGAGGGUCUCUACCUUGGUGCCUCUUCUUGUCUGAACGUUGUUGCUGCCUACGAGGUUGCUAAGCAGAUUGGCCCAGGCCAUGUUGUGGUCACUCUGCUCUGUGAUGGUGCUCACCGAUACGCCGACCGGCUGUUCAGCAAGAAGUGGCUCGAGUCCAAGGGACUCACCAUUCCCGAGAAUCUCCAAAAGUACGUUGUUCUGGAUUAA